AUGCUGACGGGUCCCGUAGCCCGCUUCGCGAGACAGAUCGCAGGACAAGGAUACAUUGUGGCUGCACCCUCCUCUUACCACGAAUUCACCGGCCCCGAACCUCUUGCCUACGAUGUUCCAGGAACUGAUGCAGGCAACGAAUGGAAAAUAGCCAAGAAGGUCGUAGCCUAUGACGAAGACGCGGAACUCUCUGUGUCCCUCCUUCUAGGUCUCAAGACAUGCAACGGAAAAGUGGGAGCCACAGGCAUGUGUCUGGGAGGACAUCUGGCAUACAGAUGCGCACUGGACACACGGGUCAAGGCUGCAGUCUGCUAUUUUGCAACAGAUAUCCACAGUCAUAGUCUCGGAGAGGGAAAAAGUGAUGACAGUCUCACAAGAGCUGGAGAUAUCAAAGGCGAGCUGGUCAUGAUUUUCGGAAAGAGUGACAACCAUGUGCCGCCCGAAGGUAGGGAUCUGAUCCGGAAGACACUGCAUGAAAAGGGUGUCGACUUUUCGUUCUAUGAAGUCUUCGGAGCACAACAUGCUUUCAUUAGAGACGAGUUGAGCAAGGGACGAUACGAUCCAGCGAUUAGUAAAGUCUGCUUUGAGAUGUUGUUGGAAGUCUUUGGCCGUCGCCUCAAGCUUGAUCUUGGGGAGCCGAGUGGAGAAAAAUUGGUGAUCGAAGACGUCUGCUAG
Messenger RNA from Exophiala bonariae, 675 nucleotides. RefSeq lists its product as uncharacterized. The transcript is spliced from 2 exons. The coding region runs from base 1 to 675 and encodes 224 amino acids. Lineage: Eukaryota; Fungi; Ascomycota; Eurotiomycetes; Chaetothyriales; Herpotrichiellaceae. Gene Ontology annotation, molecular function: hydrolase activity. The record is from RefSeq and is a predicted model, not a curated record.